GGUCAAUAUGACUGCGUCCGAUGGAGGGCGCCUGCGUUUGUUGGAAUUUAGCGAGGUGAUGGGAGGGUUUUUAAUCAUAGUCAGACUGCGAAUAAAGUCUGCGGAAAUGCGGUGCGAUGAAACACUCGGACUCGCUGGAUGUAAGCUGCCGCCCACUGGGACAGUCAUCGUGUUAUGAAACACAUUCAGAACAUAAACUGAGAGGCCGACGCUGAAAGGGACCCUUAGAGGGGAAGCAAUGAGCUAUGAGCCAGACAGCUACACUGAAGCUUCCAUCUGCCCAGAGCUGAGCAGGACAGAUGCAGGGCAGCACCGCGGUAUGAUGGAGGUUCAGAUUACAGAGAACUGAAAGGAUUUUGUGGAUUUAGAGUACAGCAGAGGGGGACAAUUGAAGACAUUGAGAAGUAGACCAAGCACCAGUAAAGAUGGUGGGGAGGGGGCUGUGGAUUUUCAAAGUCCGGUGUGGGAAAUGGAAGUGUAGCACAACUUCCGUGCUCUGCUUGGCAGUACCAUGUGCUGCUCUGCUAGCCCUUUUGUUUGUUGAUGCUAUUGAGUCCUGGAGCAUGUCUCUGGCCAUGAGCACAGAUGGGGUCGAGCAGAGGGAAAAGGGUACUCACAGCAAUCAGCAAAACCCAGAGAAGUAUCCUCUGAUGCCCAGUCCACUUGUGUGUCAGCGUGCCAAACCAUACCUCCUCAUCAUGGUAACAACCGCUCCAGCCAAUCAGAAGGCCCGUCAGGCCAUCCGGAACACCUGGGGUGGCGAGACUGAGGUCAGAGGUCGGCGGGUCAUGACCCUGUUCAUGAUGGGCUUGACGUCUGAUCCUGGACUAUCCAAACAGCUUCAGGAGGAGGCACGAGAUCACCGAGACCUGGUACAGGGCUGCUUUCUGGAUACUUACGCUAACCUCACCCUGAAAACCCUGUCCAUGUUGGGCUGGACCCGCCGUUUCUGCCGACAGACACGCUUCAUUGCCAAAGUGGACGAUGAUGUCUUGUUUAACCCUGGUGUGCUCAUACGUUACCUCAAUAGGAGCUACACCAUGGAGGGCGACCUGUACCUGGGCCGCGUUCAUCUUCAGGUGUCUCCCAACCGCAAUGCGGCCAGCAAGCACUAUCUCCCUGCUGCUGCCUACGCCCCUGAGGUCUUCCCCGACUACUGCAGUGGUACAACUUACAUCCUUUCCCGCUCUGCCGUCCUCAAGAUCGUCCAGGCCACCCCUCCUGUUUCACCUCAUUUACCCCUGCCUCCUGAGGAUGUAUUUGUGGGCCUGUCUGCUCGUGCCGCCGGCAUUCUCCCCUCCCACAGCCCACUUUUCUCAGGGGGCCCUGGUCUCCCCUACAACCGCUGCUGCUACCAGGCCAUGGCAUCCGUGCACCGCAUCUCUCCCACGGGGAUGAUUCGCAUCUGGGGGGAAGUGCAUGCCCCUCCCCCUUGCUCAUGGUUGGGUCUGCGGGCAUCCUUGGGUCUGUGCAAAUUGCAAGCACUGCUGGGAACCAUGCUGGAGAAGGAAAAGGAUUUGUAGUGACCACAAUAGUGGAGACAGCAUCAAUAGACCUCUGCUGAGUACUAGUGGAGAUACAGUGAGAGACUUUAUGGGUAAAUAGAUCAACCAUAUGGUAAAUGAAGCUGAUAAAGCACAAACAUAAUACCAAAUAUUUAAUUACUCUGCUCUGAGAAAUGUAUUUUUAUAAAUAUGAAUUUUUAAAUGUAUUGAUGUAAUUCAAAUGUGCUUUGAAUUGAACAUUCUAUUGUGCCAUAAUUCUUUUAUUACCAUGUUUAUUGUUUCCUUUUAUUCUUAUUUUUUAUUACUUUUAUAUUCGUUUUUGGUAUUUUAAGUCUGUUCAAGCACUUUGGUCAACUGUGGUUGUUGUAAAUGUGCUAUAUAAAUGAACUUUGACUUGACUUGAUUUUGAAUUUCAGUGACAAAAUGCUCCACCUUCUUUAAAAAAGUGAAGGGUGCUGCAUAAUCAGCAUACACCUGCUGAUUCAGCGAUGUGCCAGGCGAAGGGGCAAAAGUCUAAAGCUAUAAAUCCAACAUGACUAAUAAACAAAUAUGGAACUA
Molecule: messenger RNA, 2063 nt
Organism: Anguilla anguilla (European eel)
Lineage: Eukaryota; Metazoa; Chordata; Actinopteri; Anguilliformes; Anguillidae
Gene: b3galt4
Product: UDP-Gal:betaGlcNAc beta 1,3-galactosyltransferase, polypeptide 4
Exons: 2
Coding region: 426-1523 (365 amino acids)
Cellular component (GO): membrane
Molecular function (GO): N-acetyl-beta-D-glucosaminide beta-(1,3)-galactosyltransferase activity
Source: RefSeq, a predicted model, not a curated record